Molecule: messenger RNA, 1517 nt
Organism: Loxodonta africana (African savanna elephant)
Lineage: Eukaryota; Metazoa; Chordata; Mammalia; Proboscidea; Elephantidae
Gene: SPC25
Product: SPC25 component of NDC80 kinetochore complex
Exons: 7
Coding region: 700-1380 (226 amino acids)
Biological process (GO): chromosome segregation
Cellular component (GO): Ndc80 complex
Source: RefSeq, a predicted model, not a curated record
CGCCUGUCAAGAUAGAGGCUUGGGGGCGUGGUGUGUGUUUUCGGAGACGUUGUCUAUGAAAUGGGGCGUCUGGGGCUAUUUGGGCCUCUGGACCUCGCGGGGUGGGCAGCAGCGAGUUCGAGGUAUUCUGGGUUUCACUGAACGACGUGUCUGUGGCCCUCCAGGGGGAUGAUUUAGAUCAUUGGAAGGUUUUAGCAUCACAAGAGAACUGGUGGGACCUGGAGUCUGGGAUGUAAGGGACCUUAUCCUUUGGUGGGGUGGGGCACCUGGGACCUGGAGAUCCAGGCUGGAAUCAAAAAGUGUCAGUUGGAAGGGGCUUAAAAACAAAAAAACCAAACCCGUUGCCGUCGAGUCUAUUCCAACUCAUAGUGACCGUAUAGGACAGAGUAGAACUGCUCCAUUGAGUUUCCAAGGAGCGCCUGGUGGGUUUGAACUGCCGACAUUUUGGUUAGCAGCCAUAGCUCUUAACAACUAUGCCACCAGGGUUUUCUGGAAGGGGCUUAGAAGUCAAUUUUACUAGUGCAUAAACGGAGUUAAGAGUCAUUGCUCCCAGGUCAUAGGGGGUGUGAGUGCCCUGUGCAAUUCCACUCACCCUGGGAGGUAAGGGUGUCCUGGAUUCUUGCCGCACAUUAACCACAGUGAACCCCAGGUGGCUUCAUCUACCUUGGAGUAUCUAGAGUUAAAGCAUUGUCUCACAAAAUGAUAGAGGACGAACUUGUGCAAUUCGAUAAAAGCAUAAAUGAAUUUUGGAAUAAAUUCAUAAACACUGCCAGUGACACCUCCUGUCAGAUGGUGGGACUAAGAGAUGCCUACAAGGACUCCAUGAAAGCAUUUGCAGAAAAGUUGUCUGUAAAAUUAAAGGAAGAGGACCGAAUGAUUGAGAUGUUUCUGGAAUAUCAAAAUCAGAUCUGCAGGCAGAAUAAGCACAUUCAGGAAAAAAAAGAUAACUUGUUAAAGCUGAUUGCUGAAGUAAGAUGCAAAAAGCAGGAAAUAGAAGUACUGGCUGCAAAUAUCCAGGAUCUUAAAGAAGAAUAUGCUAAGAAGAAGGAAAUUAUAUCCACUGCUAACAAAGCUAUUGAAGAGAGGCUGAAAAGACUACAGAAAUCUGAAGACUUGUAUAAAUAUCGACUUGGACUAGAAAUUCGAAAAAUUUAUGGUGAUAAAUUGCAGUUUAUAUUCACUAAUAUUGAUCCCAAGCAUCCUGAGAGCCCAUUUGUAUUUUCCCUGCACCUGAAUGAAGCAAGGGACUAUGAAGUGUUGGAUAGUUCUCCCCAUCUUGAGGGCCUGGCAGAACUUCAAGAGAAUUUAAGGAAAACCAACAACUUUUCCGCCUUCCUUGCCAAUGUUCGGAAAGCUUUUACUGCUAUGGUUUAUAAUUAAUGCAUAAAUAGUAUGUAACAACUGUUUCUUUUUCUUCUCUAUCAUGUCUCUUUUAAAAAGAAUUUUCGUUAUCUGUCGUCAGCCUAUAAUUGUUUUGUAUUUUUAUAAUAUUUCUGUGUGGUAUAUUUCUUUAUUUU